Messenger RNA from Eriocheir sinensis (Chinese mitten crab), 762 nucleotides. Its product is annotated as RNA-binding motif protein, X-linked-like-3. The transcript is spliced from 3 exons. Gene Ontology annotation, molecular function: alpha-1,4-glucosidase activity. The record is from RefSeq and is a predicted model, not a curated record. Gene Ontology annotation, biological process: carbohydrate metabolic process. Bases 1 to 732 code for a protein of 243 amino acids. Lineage: Eukaryota; Metazoa; Arthropoda; Malacostraca; Decapoda; Varunidae.
AUGUCGGCAAGGCACUACAUCGGACUCCACUACAGCCUCCACAACCUCUACGGACUGUCAGAGACGAGUGCCACCAAUGCAGCCCUGCAGGGUGUGGGAGCCAGGCGGCCGUUCAUCACUUCCCUCUCGUCCUUCCCCGGCCAGGGCCACUAUGUGGGCCACUGGACGGACCACUACGGGGCCCACUGGACGGACCACUACGGGGGCCACUGGACAGACCACUACGGGGGCCACUGGACAGACCACUACAGGGGCCACUGGACGGACCACUACGGGGGCCACUGGACGGACCACUACAGGGGCCACUGGACGGACCACUACGGGGGCCACUGGACGGACCACUACGGGGGCCACUGGACGGACCACUACGGGGGCCACUGGACGGACCACUACGGGGGCCACUGGACGGACCACUACGGGGGCCACUGGACGGACCACUACGGGGGCCACUGGACGGACCACUACGGGGGCCACUGGACAGACCACUAUGGGGGCCACUGGACGGACCACUACGGGGGCCACUGGACGGACCACUAUGGGGGCCACUGGACGGGCCACGUGUGCUCCCACUGCUUCAACAUGUGGCACUCCACCGCAGAUCCCUCCAGUAGGCUGAGAAGAAGCUCCAGAGCCUGGCCCCGGAGAUGGAGGGGCAGCGGCGGGCUAGGAAGCCCUCCGGCUCUGAGACGUGUGGCGCCACAACCAACAACUCCACGUGCAGGGCGGGCUUAGAGAAAGGCUUUACACAGACCCUAGAUAAUG